UCUGUAGUAAACAGACUAAUGAAGGACAAGGGGUUCUUGUAAACCUCCUGUGUGUUCCUCGGCAGGACCCCUCCCUGUCAGGGGCAGUAGCUAUUUCUCCUGCCUGGGAUGGCAGGUGAUGGAAGCCUAAGUUCAGAGAAAAUACAUUUCCCAGCAAGUGGUUAAACAGAACAUGGAGCAGCUGUACUUGGUGUCUGUCAAACUCAAGUCCAGGGGGUGAAAAAUGACAAGAGACAAUACAUCUGGAGCACGCCCUAUUGACCCACCAUGCAGACCGGAUUAGCUGUAUUCCUCAUGCUAGUUGGCACUUGCCACUGCCUUCCUUUUUAUAACGGUUUCUACUACGAUCAUAUUUUGAAUAACAAAUCUGGAAAUGGCAAUGGAGACGUCAUUCAUUUCAACGGCGUGAAGCUUGUAGUUAAUACUCCUGAAGAUGCCCUCUUUGCCUACCGUGGUGGUAACAUCACACUACCAUGCACAUUCCACUAUGAACCAGAACUGCAGUCUCCAAGAAGACUCCGCAUCAAGUGGGCCAAACUGCACAAAGAUAACACCAAGGAGAAGGAUGUGCUGGUAGCUAUUGGUUUAAGGCACCGUAGUUUUGGAGAAUACAAAGGUCGAGUACAUUUGCAUCAAAAUAAGCCCAAUGAGGUGUCCCUUGUUAUUACUAAUCUACGCCUGGAGGAUUACGGAAAGUACAAGUGUGAGGUCAUCGACGGACUUGAAGAUGAAAGUGGCAUUGUGGAAUUGGAGUUACGAGGAGUUGUCUAUCCAUACCAGCCUCAUCAUGGAAGGUAUCAGCUGAACUUCCAUGAUGCAAAGAAAGCCUGUGAAGCUCAAGACGCUGUGAUGGCUUCCUUUGAACAGCUGUUUAGAGCCUGGGAAGAAGGUCUAGACUGGUGCAAUGCUGGAUGGCUAAUGGAUGGCACUGUCCAGUACCCUAUUACUUUAUCCAGAGAACCUUGUGGUGGGAAGGAGACAGCACCUGGAGUAAGGAGCUAUGGAGAACGUCACAAACACUUGCACAAAUAUAAUGUCUUCUGCUUUUCUUCAGCCCUGAAAGGUCGAGUUUACUACCUUGAACACCCAGACAAGCUGACAUUUCACGAAGCCAGAGAUGCCUGCAUUCAAGAUGGUGCUCAGAUUGCCAAAAUUGGUCAACUCUACGCCGCAUGGAAGUUUGUGGACUUAGAUCGUUGUGAUGCUGGAUGGUUAGAUGAUGGAAGUGUCAGAUAUCCCAUUGCUUUCCCUCGUUUUAACUGUGGACCACCAGAACCUGGUGUACGGAGCUUUGGUUUCCCAGAAAAGCACACCAAAUUUGGGGUUUAUUGCUAUAAGAUGAGUUAAAUGCUGUAGUGACCCCAAGUGGGGGCCACGGACGUUUGCUUUAUACAGCAUAUUCUCUUGUUCCACCAGAAAUAAGGUCGAUAUACAGAUGGAGAAGUCCUGCCUGAUAAACCUGUCUCACAGCAAAGACUGUCAUAGAAAACAUGUGGAAACAUGAGCCAAAGGGCUAAGAUCCAGUAAAUCGGUGAUGUCAUAUAGUCCUUAUAUUGUAUUUCUGUCAAAUUUAAGACUAUAUUUUUUCACAGUUGUCGAAUGGUAUUUGAUUUGUUAAAGAGGUAAGAAUGAUACUAACUCUAGUAUUAGAGCUGGAAUGUAUAUAGUGAAAAUCGAAGAAUUGGUGCAUAUUAACACCACUAGUCAAUAGGUUACUGAACCUCACAUUGGGACUCAGAGAGACAUAGAGACAUAAUGUUCUGUACAUCGAUGUACUCUACCGUAUUGAGUAAAGAUGCAAUAAUAUAGUUGACCAACAGAGGGCACAUUAUGAAUUAAGACGGGGAACAGUAACUCCACAAAGGGUUGUCAUUAGAGGUGCAGUAUAUUUAUUUAUAUAGGUAAAUAUUGAAUCCCCUUUCAAUUAUGAAGGAGAAUAAAGAAUAAAUCCUGAAAAAAGUCCAGUUCUUCAGUACCGUUCAAUUUCUGUACCUGUAAGAGUUAUACAAUAAAACCAUGAUGUUAUA
Bufo gargarizans (Asiatic toad) is the source of this 2027-nucleotide messenger RNA. RefSeq names its product hyaluronan and proteoglycan link protein 3 (gene HAPLN3). Gene Ontology annotation, molecular function: hyaluronic acid binding. Gene Ontology annotation, biological process: cell adhesion. Lineage: Eukaryota; Metazoa; Chordata; Amphibia; Anura; Bufonidae. The record is from RefSeq and is a predicted model, not a curated record. The transcript has 5 exons. Bases 268 to 1347 code for a protein of 359 amino acids.